UGGAGAGCAACGGGAAGCACAACGCCAUUGACGGGAGGAUAUAUGUUGAUGGAAGACUUCAACUCUUGAUUCUUCAUCCUUCAUGAUACUUUUCCUUCUGUGACAGUCUUCCUCACAUGCGAAAUUAGCAAGUUCUACCAGCAACUUUGACCAACGAAAUGGCUACUCUCAGGAACCUCUACGAGCCCAAUACCGACUUGGGCAAUGCUCUGCAUACUAACUUUGAGUAUGUUUACAACUCGAAAUAUAGGAGAAAUAUUAACAAGUGCCAGUGUCGACUUUGUGAUCGAUUAUCGAUUUGCAGGCACAGGUAGGUGCUUUAACUAUUUUACCCCUUGAAUUAUCAAACUAACAAUCAAUAGAUAAAGUACAAGCGGAACGAGAAUUCGAGGAACUGAUCAAAGCACUAAACAACGUUGGCCUCUCAACCGAAGUUCGAAAUGGAGACAACUUCGCGGUCCUAAUCUUCGUCAAAAUCACCUCGGAAAGACACCUACGAGCUGAAGUAUAUCGAAGUCGUGUACAAGAUUGGCUCUAUGGUGUACGUGUCAUUGCACCCGACAAGGACAUGCAAGCCAGCCUCUCCAGCGAACCCGUAAUCGAAGCCGAAAGACUACGACUUGUCUACCUCUUAAUCACCAAACCCACAAAUGAAGGAGGUGCAGGUAUCACACCAAAGAAGGGAAAAUGGAAGGCAGUGGAGUCUAUCUUUUCCCUGCACGACCAUACAUUCAAUAAGGCAUGGAUCAAAGACUUGACCUCCAAAUAUUUCUUGAGUCAGAAGGAUCUCACCGAAAUCCGCAACAGAUUUGGUGAAAAGAUCGCAUUCUACUUUGCUUUUUUGCAAUCUUACUUCCUGUUUUUGACAUUUCCGGCUGGAUUCGGUUUCUGCUCAUGGGUCAUACUCGGCCAAUUUUCUCCUAUAUACGCCAUAGUCAACGGACUUUGGUGUAUUGUCUUUGUUGAAUAUUGGAAGAAACAAGAAAUCGAUCUUGCUGUUCAAUGGGGUGUCCGUGGUGUUUCAAAAAUUCAACACAAGCGUCCAGACUUCAAACACGAGAGUGUAGUACAAGACCCGAUUACGGGAGAGGAUGUCAAGAUAUACUCGCCAGUUAAGAGACUUUCAAGACAACUCCUUCAAGUUCCAUUCGCUUUAACGGCAGCUUUUAUUCUUGGAAGUUUGAUUGCAUUAUGCUUCGGGAUUGAGGUUUUCAUUUCGGAAGUUUACAGUGGACCCUUUAAGACUUACUUGGUAUAUUCGCAAACCCAAGACCUAAAUUUAUUUCUAAUUGUCACAGGUCUUCCUUCCAACUGUAAUUCUGACUGUGAUGAUGCCUACCCUGUCAACACUCUUGACUGGAUUUGCUGCAAGAUUGACCGAUCUUGAGAAUUAUGAGACGGUCGAUGGUAAGAUACUCAUGAUUCAUUGAUUUGACAUGUUAUCUAACAUUAUCUAGCCCACGAAAACGCAAUGGUUUCCAAAAUCUUCGUCCUAAAUUUCAUCACUUCCUACCUACCAAUCUUUCUAACAGCAUUCGUCUACGUACCGUUCGCUCAAAUCAUAGUCCCACAUUUGGACAUUUUCCAAUUAACAGUACGACCAUUCGCCGAAAAUGAAAAGCAAAUGACCACACCAAAUGCCAACUUUCAAAUCAACCCAGAUCGUUUGAAGAAGCAAGUAAUCUACUUCACGGUUACAGCUCAGAUUGUUGGCUUCGCCUUGGAAAUCGUCGUUCCAUACAUCUCCCGCCGUUUCUUCCGCAAGGUAAAGCAAGUCAAAGCCGAACGAGCAAUGUCAAGUGACCUUGCUGGGAAUAUGACAUCCAACAAAUCCUCACUAGCAGCCAAACAUCCCGACCAUCCAGCAGCAGAUGACCACCCUGAGGAAGCUGCUUUCCUAGCCAGAGUGAGAAAUGAAGCGGAAUUGAGUAUCUACGAUGUGACAGCCGACUUUCGAGAAAUGAUUGUUCAAUUUGGUAACUCUCUACCUCUUUUCUUUUCCAGAAAAUCAAUGCUAAAAGAAACCCCAAGGAUAUCUCUCCCUCUUCUCCGUCGUCUGGCCUCUUACAGCUCUCUCCUUCUUGAUAAAUAACUGGAUCGAGCUACGAGGCGACGCCCUAAAAAUCGCGCUCGAAACCCAACGUCCGGUUCCUUGGCGCGCGGAUUCCAUCGGGCCCUGGCUCGAUGCCCUUUCCUUCCUCUCUUGGCUAGGAAGCUUGACGGCUGCAGCAUUGGUGUAUCUUUUCCGCGGGGAUGGGUUGGGCCCUAGUGGUAGUCCGUGGGAUAUCAAGGUCUGGGGAUUACUACUGGCAAUGUUCUUCUCGGAACAUAUUUAUCUGGGUGUGAGGAUGGCGGUUCGUGUUGCGCUUAGCAAAAUUGAUUCUCCUGGCUUGCAGAAGGAGAGGGGCGAGAGGGUCAAGGUUCGGAAGUAUGUGCUUCUUUCGCAAUUUCCGUAUAGGUCCUCGCAUGUCCCUUCCCCUCCCCGUAUCCCUCGUCCACUUCUCCUUUCUUCUUAUCACAACUGACAAUUCGGUCCAGACAAUACCUCGAAGAAUCUUUCGGCCAGGAAGUAGCGGAUAAGGCACUCUCUGGUGGCAUCUCGGUGGGUGAGACGAUCAAUCGGAAGACGCUUGAGGAUGAGGCGAGGGAGAGCAGUCUGAGGGGUCACGGGACGCCCGAGGAGAUGUUUUGGGCGAGACAGAGGGGGGUGGAGGAUUGUGUUGCUGUGGGCAAGGGGUAUAUUGGAAAGGUAUGUUUUUCUUCUAUCUUUCUUUUUCCGUGGUGUUAAUACAAGGGGAGAAUACGGGUUAAGACUAACGUAUUUGAUAGGCUGCUUCUAGAAUGGCGGCAAGCAAGGAGAGCAAGAAGGAACUGUGAGUUUUGUAAGGGUGGAUGAUCUGGAUAUGGUAUGCCAUUGGCUUUUCAUUCCUGGGUGUUCCAUAUCUAUUUCUUUCCAUCAUAAAAACCCUCUGCGGCUUUAUUUUUCAUUGCAGGCACCGUUCGGGGAGGUAAGCGAGGUUCUAAAAGGGGAUUAUU
Molecule: messenger RNA, 3036 nt
Organism: Hymenoscyphus albidus
Lineage: Eukaryota; Fungi; Ascomycota; Leotiomycetes; Helotiales; Helotiaceae
Source: the annotation of a GenBank genome assembly